CAGCUUCUUCAGCCUCUGACUCUUCCUCCUUCAUCCAUCCACCACAACUUCAAUCCAUCUCUCACCCACACAAUACCGCUACAAUGAGUGCAAUCAUGGAAGACCCCACCGACUUCGAGCCGGUGAGGGUUCUCAUCACCCUCCACGAGGGAAUGGACACGUUGGAUGCAAUGGGUCCGCUCGAGGUCUUCAGCCAGGCCCAGCACGACCCACAGAACAAAGACACCAAGGCUUUCCGCGUCAUCUUCGCCGGUGCCGCCGAACACAUCACCACUGCUCAGGGCGCCUCCAUUCGUCCCCACAUGAGCUUCGAAGAGGCUAUGAAGCGUCUCGCUGAGAUUGACGUCCUCGUCAUCCCAGGAGGCAGCCACGAGAACGUGACCAAGACCAAGGCUCAGCCAUUGCAGCUGAUCAAGGCCUACACCGAGCUGCAGAAGAAGAACCCCGCCCGCGAGCGCACCCUCAUGUCCGUCUGCACCGGCUCGCUCAUCCUUGGCGAGGCUGGCGUCCUCGCUGGCCUGACUGCCACCACCCACCCAGACUUCAUCACCAAAUUCGAGAUCCUCUGCUCCAACGCCGUGCAGCGCGACAUGUCUGACCGCGUCGACGUUGUCGAAGAGCGCUACGUCGUCAACAACCUUCGCUACGAUCUUGGCGAGAAUGAAGACGAGAACCCAUACAUCCUGAGCAGGAAAGAGCUCAAGGAGCAGAAGCGUCGCAAGAGCUCUGGUGGCAUGCCUCCAAUUGAAGAGAAGAGCAACGGCACAGGCGGUCGUCGCCCAUCCAACGCCCGCAAAGGCAGCAUCAGUCUCAAGCAGAGCAACGCCCGCCGCGAGUCGGUCCUCAAGCGCGCCAACUUGCGUCUGGGUGGCAUGCGCGUUAUCACCACCUCCGGUAUCUCUUCCGGUAUCGAUGGUGCUCUUUACAUGGUCGGCGCUUUAGUGUCCGACGAUGCGGCUGAGGAGGUCGCACGCAAGAUGUGCUAUACUUGGAAGAAGGGCAUCGUCGUUGACGGUGUCGAUGUUUGAAUGCGUUUUAGCGAUGGCGCUUUCCUGGGUUUGAUGAUAGGGAAAGACUUGUAAGCAUAGUGACGAAGUGAAGACCAAACCGAGAUGCUACCUCGAACCAAAGCGCGAAGAGCGGGAUGCUCAGUUAACAAUCAGAUGAAAGGAAAACAGUUAGCUACGAAUUGAAUGAUCAUGCAAGCAA
Molecule: messenger RNA, 1209 nt
Organism: Cercospora beticola
Lineage: Eukaryota; Fungi; Ascomycota; Dothideomycetes; Mycosphaerellales; Mycosphaerellaceae
Biological process (GO): regulation of DNA-templated transcription
Source: RefSeq, a predicted model, not a curated record